This is a messenger RNA of Colletes gigas, 1234 nucleotides long. RefSeq names its product SOSS complex subunit B homolog. Gene Ontology annotation, molecular function: DNA binding. Gene Ontology annotation, biological process: mitotic cell cycle checkpoint signaling; response to ionizing radiation; double-strand break repair via homologous recombination. The record is from RefSeq and is a predicted model, not a curated record. Gene Ontology annotation, cellular component: SOSS complex. The transcript is spliced from 2 exons. The coding region runs from base 285 to 980 and encodes 231 amino acids. NCBI's taxonomy places the organism in Eukaryota, Metazoa, Arthropoda, Insecta, Hymenoptera, Colletidae.
UCGCUCUAUCAGCUACCAACAGCAUAACACCUGUAUUACUUCUCCAAUGAACUUCUUAUUUUACGCAAUCGAGAGCUUUAGACUUUCAUUAGUGUUACCCUAAGUAUUUCUAGAAAGGAGUAAAUGUAGUAUACGAGCUCCGACAGGUAUUAAAGAGAAAUAGGGAAGUCAAAUAAAACGACCCGUAAAGUAGGAACGUACAUCUGAAGUAUUUUCAGAUACACUUGUGCAGGUGAUUUUUCGCAAAGUGUUCUAGUGUAAAGUGUACAUUGAUUAUUAAAACAAUGGAAUACGUAUUAAUAAAAGAUAUACGGCCGGGCCAGAAAAACAUUAAUGUGGUAUUUAUUGUUCUGGAAGUUGGCCAUCCUACCAUCACCAAAGAAAACCGCGAAGUUCGAACGUUUAAAGUGGCGGACAGUACAGCGUGUAUGAAUGUUUCAAUUUGGGACGAGCCUGGUCAACUUCUAGUACCAGGUGAUAUAGUAAGACUAACAAAGGGAUAUGCAUCUGUUUGGAGACAAUGCUUAACAUUAUACUCAGGUAAAAAUGGGGACAUACAAAAAAUUGGAGAAUUUUGUAUGGUCAUAAACGAACAGCUAAACAUGAGCGAACCGAACCCUGCUCUGGCGCAGCAACUGAUCAAUCAAAGUGGGUCCGGUCCACCCGGUAGUAAUAUUAACAAUAGCAUUACGAAUAAUGGAAACGCGAAUAACAUUGCUGGUCAACCUGGAAGACAACCUUUGGCGAUUCAAAGUAAUUCAACAACACCGACUACCGGUACAUCUGGUAGCUCUACAACGAUAAAAAGUGGAAAUGGCAGCAAUGGUAAUAGUAGUGGAAACAGUGGUAAUACUUCAGGACUUCCAGGUGGAUCGGCAAGAUAUUCCGGUGACACGACAACAAAAACAACAGUUGCAGCGAAAACUAAUUCCCGUGGUCGCGGGGGAUAUCGAAACGGUGGACGCAGUGACCGUAGAUAACACACAAAUAAGAAACGGCUAAUUAUAUAUAUCUAAUAAGAAUAUGCAACUGAUUACAUUCAGGACAACUGUAAUAUACUGUUUUUCUAACAAUGCUGUAUAUGUAUAUUCAAGAAUUAAUGUAUACGAUAGAGUCUGAUUAAAAUAUAACAUGAAUUGAAGACAAUCCAGUUAAGAAGACUAGAAUACAAAUAUUAUAAUCAUCAAUGAUUAAAUAUUUAAGUUAUUUAAUAGAAACGUCUGAUUUACUUAUC